AUGCUUUUACUUGGAGCUGUGAAAGAGAUUCAUGAAUAUGAACUGAUCAUUAGUCUUCCACACGGUUUGACUGGUUAUGUUGCCAUCACUGAUAUAUCUGAUGUGUACAAUAGGUUAUUACAAAGAUUUACCGAUGGGGAUAAUGAAGAUCUUGUCAAAGAGGAUCUUCCCAGCUUAAUGGAUUACUUCAACAUUGGUCAGUAUGUCAGCUGUGCUGUGAAAGAACUCAAUACAGCUGUAAAGGGAGUGAGAAGAACGCAGCUGACAUUACUUUCUAGAGUAGUUAACCAGACGUACACACCUUCAGUAUUGAAGUAUGGACAGGUUUUAUCAGGUGUGGUUAAAAGUCAAGAAGAUCAUGGUUAUAUGAUAGACUUGGGAAUAACUGGUGUACAAGCAUUCCUCAAUCAUAGAUAUGCCAAAGUGUACAUUGAUAUGAAAAAUAAUGGUCAGUCUUUACUAGUUGGUCAGCCUGUAGAAUGCUGUAUAAAAGAAGUAAUGUCAAAUGGAAGGUCUGUCACUCUGACAAUUAAUCCAAAUAAAAUUACAAAGACUGUAGCAAACAAAAAGAAGUAUCCAUACCUGCAUAUGGUCGUUCCUGGUACCAGGGUAAAAGCAACAGUGACUGAGGUGCAUGAAGACUUGUUAAAAGUUGAUUUUCUUGAAUAUAGUGGUUUCAUCAAUCAUUUUCACCUCCCACAUUUCAGUACUAAGUGCAGUCAUUACAAGAAAGGACAGGAAGUCACUGCAUGUAUUUUGUAUAACAAUGCGUCAACAAAGACGGUUGGUUUGUCACUACAAACAUCACUGUGUGAAAAACUUGAGAAAUCAUCUUUACAUCACAAUCUUAGAAUUGGAAAAAUAUGCAAAAAAGCUGUAAUUAAAAAAAUAGAUGGUAACCAUGGUAUUCUUCUACAACUCAAGAUUGUACAAUCCUCUGAGGUCUAUGUUCUGCAUACACAAGUGUCUGACAAAACUAUCGAAGGUAGUUUAAAAGAACAUUUUACGGUUGGGUCUAAAGUGAUGUGUCGUAUUAUUGGCUAUAAUUAUUUGGAUGGUUUGGUAUUAGCAUCUAUGAAGUCAUCUGUCAUUAGUCAAAAAUUCUUGACAUACAGUGAUAUUAAAGUUGGUAUGAAGAUUGAAGCUAAAAUAAAAGCAUUUUAUAAGUCUGGCUUGAAUGUGGAAGUAUCAGAUCGUAUUCAAGGUUUCAUCCCUCGUUUACAUAUUGAUGAUGUUCCAUUGACCAAUCCACUCAAGAAAUACAAAGAAGGUGAUAAACUGUUGUGCAGAGUAAGUUUACCUG
Molecule: messenger RNA, 1303 nt
Organism: Saccoglossus kowalevskii
Lineage: Eukaryota; Metazoa; Hemichordata; Enteropneusta; Harrimaniidae
Product: protein RRP5 homolog
Biological process (GO): rRNA processing
Cellular component (GO): small-subunit processome; nucleolus
Molecular function (GO): RNA binding; protein binding
Source: RefSeq, a predicted model, not a curated record